AUGGAAGGAAGAUACAAUGAGGGAAUCACAUUUCUGGACAGGACUGAAGAACACUGGACUGUAAGUCUGAUUGUAAAAAUUGGGCUAGUGCAUGGACUUUUGCAUAACACCUUCGACCGGCAUGUAUCAUAUUAUAUUUUGAUUGUUUUGAAAAUCGAACUGUUCUCCAUGUCACCAGAUGCCUAUUCUUUAUAUAUAUUUGUGGAUUUAUACGAACGGCCUAUUCGACAUUGCUGCAAAAGUAGCAUGAUUCUGUGAUGCAUUUCAUUCCGUGAUGGCUAUGUCUAUAGUUAACAUCAUCCAUCUUUUCUCGCCGAGUAAAAUCGAACCUGAUCAAACAUCAGGCAGUAUUAUACCCUGGUGGUCAAAACCAACUGAUCAAAGGUAAUCAUUUAACGUAUAAAAGAGGAAAUCUGUAAUAAAACUUCACCAUUGUAACUUUGGAUUUCCAACUUAAACAUAUAGAGGACAACAUUAAUCAAGUGAUUGACUAAUGAGAAGUGUAUUUCUUCUUUAUACAGGAAAAAUUAAUUGUACUUCAUUGCUUGGAUACGACCCAAGCUUAGGAAGUUUCUUGUUUUAAAGAGCGAUAAAAACAAUUAUUAAGUACUAGUUAAAUUCGUUGAACAAUUAUACACCGUUUCAGACUUGUUUAUUUGGUUUUUCAAGCUUUGUAUUUGAUUAACAUUUAAAUUAAUUUUCUAUUUUACUUGUUCACCUGCGCAGUUAAUUCUGCAAAGAUUCAGAUGCGUAUAACAUUAACAAUAUCGUUUCUCCGAAAAUUAUAUUAAAGUUUAAUUUCAUUUGUGUUUUAAAAGUUUCGCCUUAAAUUUACUCGGCCCCACGCGAUUACAUACACUGAACGAUUCUUUCUGAUAGAGAGCGAUCAAAUAUAAUGUUCAAAUCGUCGUAUUUUAACAAUGUUAACUUUAUAAUUUACUGCUCAACCCAGACGAUUUAAUUCAGUCGUCGAAUGAAAAGUUCUUGGACGAAAAAUUAAGGUAGUCUGGAACUACUUCAUGUAUUUACCAUUGUCUUUCACGCAUAAAUGACGCGCAAACCUUGCAGACUUUCUGACUUAAAUUUCUUAUCGUGUUUGUCUCCAAACGAUUACAUUAAGAGUGGUGAGUAUGCAGGGGGUGGGUAUCACUCCCACCCUUGGACGCGUAUAAAGAAGUACCGAGGGGGGAAAAUAAGUUAUUAUAGAUAAGAUGAGAUAGUUUAUCAUGCAUUAUUGUGAAACUGUCAAGCAAAAUUUCUGAUUAUAAUGCCUUUCUGCCGUAGCUCCAUCUAGUAUCAUUUUAUUACAAUCUUCCGUUCGUUUAGAGAGGUGAAAUGUUGGCUUGUCAUAACUAUUGGCAUUGGGCACUCUACCAUAUAGAAAAGGUAUAAUUGUGGAUUGAAAAUAUACAGAAUGAAUAUUUUUACAGAAGGGAAAUAUAUUCUGCGCGCCAUCAAUUUUCUCUACGAAUGUGGACCGAUAAAAGAUACAGGAUUUUAGCACUAGAUUUGGGCGAUAGUUAAAGUAUGAUGUGGUGAUUAUCGUCUAUAAGCCUACUAGAAUUAUCACGGUAUUCGAUAAUAUUUUGAUGAGUUCAAUAAAAUACAAUGUCAUACGGCUUCAAAUUACGGUAAUUAAAAAUAUAUUUAGCAUAAAAAGCUACACUAAUAACGAUUUUAUGUACCUUGUUCUAUCAAAAUAAAUUAAAGUAAAUAUCAGACUCGAAAAAGAUAUUAUUAAUUAAAUAAACAAGUUAACUUGCUUCGUUUUACUAUUUUAUAAACCUUAAAAUCCGCAGUUGCAAAGCGGACGGCGUUCAGCGUCCUCUAUAUAUCAGUUCAAGAAAUUGAAACACUGCAUGACAUUGUUUUCGGCUUUUCUAAAAGCUAUGUAUACCCAUGCGAAGCAUUAUCACGAUAUGUUGUCACUAAAGAUUCUAUUUACGAUAUGACGAUCGGCCCUGAUCCGGAACAAAUAUAUUGCCCACUGCAAGUAGGAAUUGCGAUUGAAUUGUUAUGUUUGCUUUCCUGCUUCAUAAGUUUUUACAAGCUUUGGCACAACAUUAAGAUUACAUAACAAAAAAAUAAUAAUGAUAAAUUUAACAAAUACAAAAUAUUUUCCGUUUUGAUAUACACUUAUAUCAAGCCAGAAAUUGUGUAGAAGACGAGUUAUUUCGUCGAAUUUCCACGAGUGAUAUGAAAGUAAGGUCAUGUAUAUAUUUUGAAGGGGGAUCAUGGAGUUGCUGUUGACAUAUAUGACAAGCAGGUAGGCUACAGUGAACAUAUUAAUGUCAUCUGGUUAUAUUAAAUUAAAAAGGUUAUAUAGGCAAUGGUUUCAUUUUGAAAAAGUGUUGAAAGCUUCGCUGCUAAUUUUUUAUAUUAUAACCUAAGUAUCAAAAUUAUUUUUGAUUUUCUAAGUUAUUGAUGUUAAUAUUUUUGGCAAUAUUAACCUCAAUAACUAUAUUUGCUCUGUUAUACAUGCAGAUCUCUCAAAGAUGCAAAUCUGGAGCAAUGCUUGAUCUCGUGGACGGCUCAUCAUUACUGUAUCGGUUGCAAUUGGAAGGUAAUUCAGUUUUAAAAACAGCCCUUUAUAUCACUGUAAGUUAUUUCCAUCUUCAAAGAAGCCUCUCUCUUCUCAGAUAUCGACCAUGCCCUUUAAUUAAUUCUUAAUAUCGCACUUGUCGACCAUUCUGACUUUAUUCUCUGUUUUGCAGGCAUCAACGUAAAAGAUAAAUGGCGAGAAAUGCAACAACUCUGGGGUGAUGGGCACAGUGAUGAUCACAUAUUGGUGAGAAUUGACACUUGUAACAAUUGUGUGCAGUGCAAUAUAGAAUCACUCUUGUCGCGAUGUUAAUUAUAUAUAGUGAUUACAAAACAAUAGAAUGGGCAUUGCGUGAUAAAUUCGAACGAAAUGGGCAAAUAGAAACUGUAUCCUAAUGGGGAAAAAUUGCAGUCUGGGAUGUAUAGUACUUCAUAUAAAAACGUAUACCUAUUUAGGAAAUCAUAUUCUUAUCGUCAAAAACAGGAAAGAUCAGUCUAGAACAAAAGGCACAAAAAUAUAUAAAAUAAUGUAAACAUUGAUUUUGUCACUAAGUUUAAAUUAAAAAAAGUAACGUAGCAAUAGUUUCCACUAAAUUUAGGGAGACCGUAGGUUUUGUUCAUAUUGAAUUUGUUGUUGGCUUGUUGCUAGGGCACUCAUGAAUGUAUUGCUAUGAACAUUUUAAUAGGCUAUAACCAAUUGACGUGUGACAUUACAUCCGUGACUUACUAUCGGAGACCCUAUUAGGAAGCUUUAAUUUAUCAUUCGAUCCCCCUCCCCCGCCCCGCCCCCAAUGCCGACUCUGUUACCAUAUAUCUUUGUGGUUAACAUUUUUAAUUUUUGCAGGUGUUUAAUGAUUUGCAUCUACUUAUGUGUACAUUGGGAUCAAAGGAGAAUGAUGAAACAGCCACAAUUAUGCAAUCAAUGAAGGAUUUCAUUUGGUAUGUUUAAAGCUGCUAUAAUUAUAACUGGGUCUCUUUUAAAUCUUAGCGUCUUCAAAUUUCCAUCUCGCUACCCAUGGCGCUUUUAAAAAAUCCGCUCUGGUAUUGAUAUGUUCAUGCUCGAGUUUUUCAAAUAUAUAUUUAACUACUUGUAGUUGCCAUAGGGGUAACUUUCUUGCGUUUUAAAAACUAGUUAAAUACUUGGGAGACAUCUUUAUUUCCUUAUAGUAAAACAAUAUUAUAGAAAUGAAACGCAUGCGCCUAAUGUACUUCGUGUUAACAUUCGAAUGGUCCACCACUGGAUAUGCAUGGCGUCGCAAUUUUUUUAAUACUGUAAUUUUUUUAAAAAGCUGUAAUUUUUAAACAGGAUGGCGGAUUACAGUUUGAUUACAUGUACAAACAUCUCUAAUAUUUACAAAGCUACGAAGAAAUAUUAAAAUUUCUUUGUUGCUGACAAAUUACAUAUUUAUUUAUGUAACUUAUGUUUGCUGUAUAAAAAGUUUUUGCCAUGUGAAACAGGUUUUGGCUUUUUAACUUUUUAAAUGUAUUGCAAAAUUUUUGUUUCUUCCCCCGAAACUGUAUUCUCGCGGAUUAUUUUGCCUCACAUGCCUCGCAUACAUUUUUAGUGUUCUUCCUAUUCGAGUCCAGAUUUCCUCUUAUUUCUUAACGUCCUUAUUUUGACAACAAUUUUUGCAGGGAACGUCAAGGAACUAACAGCGAUGUAACGAAAGAGGUUGGCUUGAAAAUGUGUGAAGCUUUUGAAUAUUUUGAUAAGGUAGGUCGCGUCGACAGAACAUGCUAUUGGCAUUGACUUUCAUAAUCUGUGAUCAUGACCGUGUUUAGUAGAUAUAUAACACGACUUAGCCGUCUAUCUAAUAUAAAAAUGUGCUCGACUUCAUUUCACAGAGUAGUAGUUGUCGAAUCGAAAUAUUUUGUAUUUUGUUCUGGCUCUUACUUGGAAUCUUUUGAUAUUCCUGUAAUGUAGUUCUUGUUUUAACUUCAGGAAGAUUACGCAAAGUCUACUGAGUUGCUGGCUCCAUUAAAAUACAAGUUUGUAAAAGUUGGUGGAAGCAACGCUCAA
Messenger RNA from Paramuricea clavata, 4561 nucleotides. NCBI's taxonomy places the organism in Eukaryota, Metazoa, Cnidaria, Anthozoa, Malacalcyonacea, Plexauridae. The record is from the annotation of a GenBank genome assembly.